This is a messenger RNA of Drosophila albomicans, 2855 nucleotides long. RefSeq names its product regulator of gene activity (gene Rga). Gene Ontology annotation, cellular component: P-body; CCR4-NOT core complex. Gene Ontology annotation, biological process: regulation of stem cell population maintenance; nuclear-transcribed mRNA poly(A) tail shortening; regulation of DNA-templated transcription. Bases 1101 to 2816 code for a protein of 571 amino acids. NCBI's taxonomy places the organism in Eukaryota, Metazoa, Arthropoda, Insecta, Diptera, Drosophilidae. The record is from RefSeq and is a predicted model, not a curated record. The transcript is spliced from 8 exons.
UAUGUGACGAGCCACAAAAGUUUUUUGCGGAACAUUUUUUGUGUACAUUUUAAGCGUUUUUCGAGCGCACAAAAAUUGAUUAUAGCCUUGCAAUUGUAAAUUUUAGGCAUUUGCCUGUGUUUAAUUAAAGUGCGGUCGAUUGUGCACAACGUGAAAGGUGCAUUGAUUGCCAAGCGAAUUUACCCCAAAUUCGCGUUCGGGUGAAAUUUCAAUGAACUGAGAAAACAAAGACAGACACACACACACAGUGGAAGCAGAGCAAAAAGCAGCAGCAGAAGAAGCAGAGGCAACAGCGCAAUAGCGAACAAUUAUUUACUUACAAACAUAUUAUACAUAAGUGGAAGCAAAACAAUUCAUAAACCUAUAAAACAUUUCGAAACACCAACUAAAACGCGUACACUCAAGUUUUACACAACUGUGGCCCCUAAAGCAGAAAUCCAACUUGUUUAAUCGCCGCCGCUUUUCUGCAAAGGCAAAGAAAGGAACGCAUGUAAAAAAAAGAAAAAGAAGAAAAAACCUUCGGUACUUCUUCCUUCUUUCUCGGGCAAGUACGACGAAGUAAAGUUCACCAUCACAUUGUUAUAGACAGCGCGUGUGUGUGCUUACAUCCAUAUAUAUAUACAUAUUUAUAUAUAUGAAAUAUACAUAGGGACGACAAGGCGCGGAAAAAUACCAACUAACCUCUUCGCCACACCGCACUUUGCGCAUCAUUAUUCUAUAUCGACGGCAUCGACGUGGGUGUAUGUGUUAAUGCGUAUGCGUGAGCGUGUAUCCUAAAUGUACUGUUGUGUGAGAGUGCCAUUUAUUUGUAACUGUUAAAACAACAUCAAGUGAUCUAAAAAGCAUUCGGAAUUAAAAUUUAACGUUAACAUAAACAACCUCAGUUGUUAAUACUGCAGCUGGGGCAAAUAAACGGCGCUAGGACGACGACGACGGCAGCGCGUCUUUGUCAGCAACAAAAAAAAGUCCCAGUCGCUUUGGAAUGUUAAAUGCGGUGAGAACAAAACAUUCAGUGUAUGUUGUUGGUAGUAGCAGAAGUUGGCAAACAGCAGUAGCAGUAACAGUGGAAUCAGCAUUAUCAUCCAACGUUCAUUUAGAUUAUGGCGAAUUUAAAUUUUCAACAACCCCCGAGAAGCAUAGCAAACGCAGCUUUAACGGGCCGAACAACAGGCGGCUUUGGUGGUAGCUCUAUGUCUGGUCAUGUAACACCUACGUCCGGCAUGUUUCAAACCGCAGAUUUCGCCACCUCCUAUCCAGGCGCCACGAAUUACGGUCAACAAACACAACAACCGCAACAGUUAUCGCCAAAUCGUAAUGCGCAGUUAUCGGUCGGCGGUCCCGCCUUAUCGAGUGGCAAUCGAACUUCGAAUCUGUUUGGCCAGCGGCCGUUUGUGGAGCGUCGUGCCAUGCAGGGUUUGGGCAGCGGGCCCAUGUCGAACAUGGGCAACUUUAUGCAGUCCGGCCGCGGCGGCUAUGGAACAGGUGGCGGGGGCGGUGGGGGUGGUCCUUUAAAUAACUUUCACGUGUUCGGUGGUGGUGGCAGUGGGGCUGACGCAUCAACGCCAGCGCUGCUCGAUCCAACAGAGUUUCCAUCCCUAACGAAUGCACGCGGUCAGAAUGAUCAAACACUGCCCCAAUCGAAUCCCCUCCAGCCGCCGGGCAGCAAACCCUACGGUAAUUUCUUUACCUCUUUCGGCAUGGUGAAACAACCGACGUCGGAGCAGUCGGAAUUUACGAUGUCUAACGAAGACUUUCCAGCGUUACCGGGCACCCAGAAUUCGGAUGGCACAACGAACGCGAUAGGCAGCAGCAGCGGUGGCAUUGGAAACGCGGCUGGUGGCGGCGGCAUUGGUGGCAGUGGCAUUGCAGAGAACAAUCUCGAUGGCACGGAAAAGACGAUGAAUUCCAUUGUGGUCAGCGGCGCAGGUUCAAGUGCCGCUAGUGCAGUUGUUGGGGGCAAUGGGCUUGGUGCCGUUGGCAGUGGACUUGGCGGUGUUGUUGUUGGAGGUGGCGGCGGCAGUAGUGGAGCAAGUGGAGUUGGUAGCGCUACGCAUGUAGGGCUAGUUGGCUCUGGCGGAGGCGGCGGUGGUGUCAAUAGCGUCACCGGGCAAAAUGCUAUGAUGGGCGUUGGCGGAGGACUUGGCAGCGGAGCUGGCGGCGACCAUAUGAACGAUAAUUCCAGCAAUGAUAAGCUUGUGAAAAGCGGCGUACAAACAUCGCCAGAUGGCAAGGUCACAAAUAUACCAGCGAGCAUGGUCAACAAUCAGUUUGGCAUGGUAGGUCUGCUGACAUUCAUAAGAGCAGCCGAAACGGAUCCCAAUCUGGUGACAUUAUCGUUGGGCACGGACUUAACGGGCCUGGGACUAAAUCUAAAUUCACAAGAGAGUUUGCAUCCAACAUUCGCUGGACCGUUCGUGGAACAGCCCUGCAGAGCACAAGACGUUGAAUACAACGUGCCACCCGAAUAUCUGAUCAAUUUUGCGAUUAGAGAUAAGCUCACAGCGCCGGCAUUAAAAGUGCUGCAAGAAGAUCUGCUCUUUUUCCUCUUCUAUACAAACAUCGGCGAUAAAAUGCAAUUAAUGGCAGCUUCUGAAUUGCAUAGUCGCGAAUGGCGAUAUCAUGUGGAGGAGAAGAUUUGGAUAACUCGAAUUCCUGGCAUUAAUCAAUAUGAAAAAAAUGGUACAAAAGAGCGUGGCACCUUCUAUUACUUUGAUGCGCAAAGUUGGAAACGUUUGUCCAAGGUUUUCCAAAUAGAUGCCGAGAAAUUAGAUAAAUGUCCCAAUGUAAGUGCGUUUAUGAAUGGAAAGUCUGUAUAAUAAUAAUAAAAACGAAAAAAUUUAAAAAGUAAAACAAAA